AUCAAAAUAUAUGCCACCGAUUGCAGCUUCUUCUGGCUUUCAACACUGUGUGCAGCAUGACUUUUGCAAGAAAACGGGAGAAAAAUCUUGAGAGCUUCGUAAUUUUCCCUUUAUUUUCAUUACAAACUACAGAGUUCUGACAUUAGUAAGAUUUUCCUUUUCCUGUUCUAAUGGAAGAAAACAAGAGUUGAUACUAGUAAUUGCUAUGGGAUACAACACUGACUGAAUUCAGAGAAAGACUCUGUAGAGCCUACAUCCAGAAAUGGAGAUCUGUGUGAUAAUAAUUCAAACAUCUCAAUGUAAAUCUUGAAAGUGAGCUCAAGGGUGAAAAUGGGCUGAAAGAGGUAGUUUGCUUCCGUGAUCAGUUUAGGUGAGUCUACAUCUCUUGCAUUGGUUAUAAGUCAAUAUUAAAACAUUUCAUUAUAAACACCAGAACAAGCUGGACCUGACAGAGUAGAUGACCGAAAGAAUCCAAAAGGAGAAAUGUGGGAAAUUACUUGGUUAUCUUAGUCCGUAAGAUGGGUAAAUUUUUUUUAGUAUUUCCCUCCUGCCACUUUUGACUUUUUUAACAAGGCUAUUUGCUUCACAGAUGGCGUUGUGAGGGAAGAACUCUGAGCUUACAACACCGAAUGAAAGAUGACCUGGUCCUCUGAAGUGGCAUUGAAGUUGAAACAGGAGCAGGGUGCUAGUCAGAGCUAGAAUUUGUGCAGUAAUGGGAGAGAUGGAGAGGGAGAAUGGUGCUGUGCGAGAAAGGACCAGAAAGUUACAGAUGCAGGUUUGUUGCAGGUUGUCCAGGCUGCGUUGCUAGGCAUGUCAAUUGUGUUGCGUUCCAGGUUCCAGCCCUGUCUCCGGGUAUGCUCACUGACACUUCAAGGGCUUACCAGCGUGGUGUCAGGUGUUGCUGUUGGAACUGAAAUUUCAGACUCCUUGGUAGGCUUUUAGCUGACAGCAAUCAGCACCAGCUGAAAAUAUCUGUAGGCAUCUACAUUUUGUGCUAAUAUGAGCAAGCAUAUGACUUCAGUUUUUUUCUGCCUCAUGGUGGCUCUUAGUAUUCCAUUCAAGACUACAGAGGCAUUUUCUGUGCAUGCCUCUAUAAGUUUACUCUAUUUCAACAACACUAGCAACAGGUCUGUUUCAGAGCACUGCGUAUGUGGCCUGUAUGGAUUACAUUCUCCUCGAACUAGUGCUCGAGGGCUUGUGGGCAUUCCUAAAUCUGCUAAUCUUCAAGCCUGUGAUGAAGAUACCCAGUUCACCGUCACAGAAGCACCAUGGAUAGCACUGAUUGAAAAAGGCAACUGCAAAGUUGCUGAAAAAAUCAACGUUGCAGCCAGGAGGGGUGCGGCAGCAGCUGUGAUCUAUGGUGCACUGGACAAAGGAGCCGCCCUGAUGCCGCAUCUUGGUGCUAAAAGCAUCGUUGCAAUUAUGAUUGGCAACCUGAAAGGCAUGGAGAUCUUACAUCUGAUUGAGAGUGGCAUGAAAGUGACUAUGGUUAUUCAAGUGGGGAAGAAGCAUGGUCCUUGGAUGAACCAGUACGCCAUCUUCUUCAUCUCAGUGUCAUUUUUCAUUGUCACAGCAGCAGCAGCCAUAGGCUACUUUAUUUUACGUUCUGCUCGGAGAUUCAGGAUUGCGAGGGCCCAGUCCAGGACUCAGCGACAACUAAAGGCCAGGGCUAAGAUGGCCAUUAGCCGGUUACAGCUGCGCACCGUGAAGGAAGGGGAUGAGGAGACUGGUCCUGAUGGAGGAAACUGUGCUGUGUGCCUUGACCCGUACAAGCCGAAAGAAGUAGUGCGUGUUCUGAUUUGCAACCACCUCUUCCACAAGGACUGUAUUGACCCCUGGCUUCUGGAACACAGGACAUGCCCAAUGUGCAUAUGUGACAUACUCAAAGUUCUGGAUAUUGAGGUGGUUGUAGAAGAAGGGAUUGAGCCUGUGCAGGCCACAGUAUUUAACAGGACAACAAAUGUCCCUGAAGUUAAUGCAGAGGGUAAUCAUAGUGGAACAGUUGUACAAGAAGUAAAUACAACUGUUCCAGAGGAACGUGCACCAUCAGAAAAUGACGACAUCUGCCUUGUAAACAACGAAUCUCAGGCCCCUGCUGUGAAUGUCCUUCCACAUGCUGACAACCUGAGUUUUGAGGCAGAUGAAACGCAUGUUCCUCGAGUCCUAAGCACAUAGCCAGCAACAUGGAUGGAAGGAGCUGCCUACUGCUGUCACAUGUAUACCAAAUAUUGUAGGACUGUAUUAGAAAAAUAUUGCCUUGGCAAUGCUAGGAUUAAGUAGAUUAAAUAGACUUGUUCAAAUCAUAACUCUAUGGUUUGCCAUUUGUAAAACUGUCUCCCAUGUGCAAUUUAUUUUUAGCACUCUUCAGAUAAAGCAGUCUUGAAUAUAAAGGAAAACAUCAGAUUUUAACACUAAACCAAAAGCUCCAUCUUCAGCAAAGCUUCUCAUCAGUGUUUGAGUCGUUAGAAUAAGGAGAAGAUUCUUUGUCAUAGCUGUCUCUACUGGGGAUUGUUUUGACUUGGGGUUUUUUUGUUGUUUAUUGUUUUAAUUCAAGUGGAUUUUCAUUGUAAACAAAUUGAUUUUGAUCUGGUCUCAUACUUAUUUACCAGACACGGCUUAGUUUUAAGCAACACUGUAUUUAAUAUUUCAGUGCACUAAUUUGAUAGGAGAAAGUACAAACUAAUGCCUGUCAAACUGGAUUUUGCCCAUAGUGUCUUUGGUCCUCUAGUAAACAGACUGAUUCUCUACCUCUCAACUCCAACCUGCCAACCACACAUUCCUAAAGGGAAAAGAGAGCUGUAAGCUGACAGGCCAAAUCCGACUUGCACAAUACUGUAAAGGGAAAGGGAACAAUUGCAGGAACUUUUCAAACAUGUUUAAUAUUAGACAAUCUUGAAAGAUCCUCCAUGAUUUUUGGAGUUAAAACCAUUCUAGCACCAGCAGUAUGCCAGAGUCCUGGCUUUGUGAGAGCCUGGGACGACUUCAGGAAGACUGAACUACAGAUGAAAAGAUAAGAUUCUCUGCAAAGGAUCUGCUGUGUUUUGAUGAGAAACUGAUCCAGCCUCUGAAAAAUGCUGAACUGUUGCUGUGCAUUGUCUCGCCUGUGUGCUAAAGCUGCAGGGAGAGGAGAUGUCUGGUAAACGUAACAGAUGAUUGGAGAAGCUGUCUGCCGUCUGCGGGGAGUUGAACUGGCGUCAAGGAGGAACACUGGGUGCCUCAACAGUAACUGUAGGUCCUUGCCCGGCGAAGGUAACUAAGGACAUCUUACAGAUGCACUUUAUUUUUUUUAUCUCUAUCUAUGGUUUGUUUCUAAUGUGAGCAGAACUUUGUCUUAAAGCCUGCAAUAAAGUACUAUUGAAUCUGGAGGGGAAAAACAAUGCAUUUUUUUUUUUAGCUAUAGUAUAAUAAAAAUUGUUGUAAAUAUUUAAUGAUUUGUAUUGAAUUUGAAUAUGAAAAUUUAAAUAAAACUAUAUUUUUAUGACCCUGA
Molecule: messenger RNA, 3487 nt
Organism: Falco peregrinus (peregrine falcon)
Lineage: Eukaryota; Metazoa; Chordata; Aves; Falconiformes; Falconidae
Gene: RNF128
Product: ring finger protein 128
Exons: 7
Coding region: 1000-2175 (391 amino acids)
Source: RefSeq, a predicted model, not a curated record